AUUUACUGCACUGAAACAGUCAAAGGCAAACUAGAGUUUGGCUCAAUAAUUAUGAAGGAUACGGGGUCAUUGUGUUCGCCGUGAGUGGAGUGCGUUCGUUGCUAAUCGUUCGUAAAUGAUGUAAACAAAUCUCGGAAAAAAUGGCAUUUCUAUGCCCCGUCCGUAUACGCAGGGGCAAAAAGAAAAAAUCUUCCAGUGUUGAUCUGGAAAAGGAUCUGGCAAGGACAAAUGGGGUCACCCCGGGAAUGGGCCGGAUCACCGGCUCCGCCAGUAUUGAGACCCUCGUCAGGGUUGGCAUUGAAAAGGAACAUGGACUGUCUCCUGACAGUAAAAUGGUGGUGCUGCAUGACUUCACACCUUGUGUAGAUGAUGAACUUGAAGUCAAAAGGGGACAAAUUGUUAAUAUUUUAUACCGUGAAAACGACUGGGUCUAUGUGAUAGACCUGGACACAAGACAGGAGGGAUUCAUACCCUACUCAUACUGCACCCCCUACAAUAAUCACUUGGCUGAGCUGGCCAUCAAGAAAAAGCUUCCCAGGGAGGCCCAGCUAGCUUCUGGUGACAGCUCUGACACUAAUCUUGAAUGUGAUGCAGCAGGUGUGGACACAAGUGACUGCGACUCGCUGGGUAAGAAGCACGGCACCGGCGCCGCCUCGCCCGUCAGCAUCCAUUCAGAACCUGAUAUGUCCCCCUUUUCCAAGGACCCUUCAGGCAGGUACAUUGUUCUCUACACCUUCAUAGCACGCGACGAAAACGACGUCUCCGUUGAAAGGGGCGAAUUCGUCACAGUGUUGAACAGGGAGGAUCCAGAUUGGUACUGGAUCGUGCGUAGUGAUGGCCAGGAGGGUUUCAUACCUUCAGGCUUUGUAUACCCGGCCGAUAAUGUGAUACAAGGACACUUGAAUGCGACUAAUCAAAAUUGCGGUGGCGGCUUCGCCAAUCAGACGAAUUCUCAUGCUUUAACGACGUCCAGUGCGGACGAUUUGCGGUACCACGGCACCGAACUGGUGAUGCUUUACGAUUACAAGGCACAGGCGCCGGACGACCUGACCGUACGCAGGGGCGACUGGAUUUAUGCGGAUCUGAACAAUCAAACGGUGGACGGGUGGCUGUGGGCCUACGCCCCCAAAACCAGGAAGUACGGGUUCAUACCCAAGGCGUACGCCAGGCCUCCGGCCAUGACCAGCCUCUAAACUUGAAAUUGCCAUGCUGUGCUCAAUAAUGAAUUUUUUAUUUUUAAUUUUUUAUUAAUCAUAUAUAUUUUGUAAAAAGUAUUUUAUGCCAAAUAAAUUUCAUAUAUUUUCAA
Messenger RNA from Aethina tumida (small hive beetle), 1306 nucleotides. It is a transcript of the gene Dlish, whose product is annotated as SH3 domain-containing protein Dlish. Gene Ontology annotation, molecular function: protein binding. Lineage: Eukaryota; Metazoa; Arthropoda; Insecta; Coleoptera; Nitidulidae. The record is from RefSeq and is a predicted model, not a curated record. The coding region runs from base 141 to 1193 and encodes 350 amino acids. The transcript is spliced from 5 exons.